AUGCAGCAUUUUGUGCCCUUAGGAUGUGACGGCUCCGAGGCUGAUGAGCGCAGCUCCCCUUCAAGCCGACAGCGGAAACAAUCUGCUGCUGCUGCUGCUGCUGCUGCCGCUGCUGCUGCUGCUGGCUUCUCACUGAUCCCCGCGGGAGACGCUUCUCACUCUGUGUCUCCUCCAAGGCCUCCCCAGAGGCCUUCGCUGCAGCGGCAAGCAGCAGCAGCGGCUGAAGCAGCAGCAGAUGCUGCAACUAGAGCAGCAACAGCAGCAGCAACUUUAGUCGGCAUGCUGCGGAGGAAGCGCUGGCUGGCGCUGCUGCUGCUGCUGCUGAUACUAUCUGUCUUGCUGCUGCUGCGAGUUUUCUCCAGCAAAUCGCAGCAGCAGCAGCAGCAGCAGCCGCAGCAGCAGCAGCAGCACGGCGCCGCCCCCAAAGGCACAUUUAGCUCUCCGUGGCAGCACGAAGAUGCAGGAGCAGCAGCAGCAGAAGCAGCACCUGCUACAGGAAUUUCAGCAGCAGCAGCAGCAGCAGCAGAAGCCCUAGGAAUCCACAGCCGCAGACCUCGGGGCACUUACUUUGUGCAGCAUUUACCGGGCUACACUGCAGCAGCAGCAAUGCCCGCAGCUGACGCAGCAGCAGCAGCAGCAGCAGCAGCAGCAGCACAUGGCCGCGGCUACGACUAUCUGUUGGCUGCGCCUCUCUCAGCUACUUCUGCUGCACUUUCUGCAGGGUCAGCAGCAGUUUCAGCGCAGCAGCAGCAGCAGGAGCAGCAGCAGCAGCAGCAGCAGCAGCAGCAGCAA
Molecule: messenger RNA, 792 nt
Organism: Eimeria tenella
Lineage: Eukaryota; Apicomplexa; Conoidasida; Eucoccidiorida; Eimeriidae
Exons: 1
Source: RefSeq, a predicted model, not a curated record